Knipowitschia caucasica is the source of this 231-nucleotide messenger RNA. The record is from the annotation of a GenBank genome assembly. Lineage: Eukaryota; Metazoa; Chordata; Actinopteri; Gobiiformes; Gobiidae.
AUGUCCCUGAAGAUGCUCAGAGUGGGGACUGUGGGAGAUGAUGCGAAACGAGCCAGUGGUCACUGGGCCGUGACCCGAAGAUCCUCCUCCCCACCUCGACUGCUCAUGGAGAGGCUGUCCGGGUCUGGAGAUUGGGGCGUGCGCUCUGAGCGCAGCUGUGCGGCGUCGGGAGGGCGGGGGGCAGUGGGAGAGACAGGGAGACGGAUCCUGAUCGAUGUUUCUCUGAUCUGA